Molecule: messenger RNA, 1121 nt
Organism: Anopheles aquasalis
Lineage: Eukaryota; Metazoa; Arthropoda; Insecta; Diptera; Culicidae
Gene: mRpL45
Product: mitochondrial ribosomal protein L45
Cellular component (GO): mitochondrion
Source: RefSeq, a predicted model, not a curated record
AGAAGAAGAAAACAUGGCCCUCGCCGCUGCUGGACGAUCAGCAAUCCGGUUUUUGCAGCUCCCAUCGAGUGGUCUGCUCGCUCCGUGCCUCCAGAAUGGCUCCAUCAUCAAUCAGCAGCAGCAGCAGGUGCGGCACCGGCGCACCAAACACUGGGACCCGAAGUGGAAGCGGUUGCGUAAAGCCAAGUUCAUCAAGAUCGACAUUCCGAAUCUGAACGAGCGGCCGGAAGAUUUGACUCAGGAGCAGAUCAAGACGCGCAUGAAGGAGCGCGGAAUUCUACCGCCACGACCCUGGCUCGAACGUCCGUUCUACAUCAGCUGCACGGGUGGUGUGUUUGAACCGUACGUACCACCGGAAGGGGAUGGCCGGAUGUCGGCAAUUUCUAAAGAAGGCGCCAAGCAAGCGAUCGAGCAGCUGGAGAAGAAAACUAAAUCCAUGAUGGCCAUUCGCAAGAUACGGAGCUACGACGAGGAUUUUGAUGCGCGUGAUUUCGCCUCCCAGGCGCAAGAUAUCUACAUUCAGGCCCAUCAAACGAUGUGCGAGAAAAACAAGUACAAGCUACGGGAGAUCGUCACCGAGCGGGCCUACCCUGAGCUGAUGCACAACGUGGCGGACAAAACGAUUCACUGGCAGUUCAUCAAGUCGCUCGAGCCACCACGCGUCGUACAUGCCCGCUGUACCGAUGUCAUUACUAAGGAGAACAUCUUCGCUCAGGUUACGGUACGAUUCCACAGUCAACAGCUGCUGGCCAUCUACGAUCGCUUCGGCCGGCUCAUGCACGGUAGCGAGACGAUCGAGAAAGAUUGCCUGGAGUACGUGGUGUUCGAGAAGCAUCUGGCCAACGAGUACGGUGUGUGGCGAUUGCACGAGAAAAUUAUCCCCGAGUGGAUGCCACCGAAGGCACCCGCCUACAUUACGUAUCGCGUUGACGAUGAACCACCACCAGCGCCUGAGCAGGCUGAAGCAGUCGAGACGAAGGAUGUUGUAGCGGCAAAGGAGGAUGGCAAGUCCGAGGCAACCGCCGUCUCGGCCUAGGGAAGUGGAAGGAUGCAUGUUUUUAAUCGUUACAGAUAAUGCAUUAUUAGUCGUAUGAAGGUAAUAAAAGUGAACCGUAAUCGGA